This is a messenger RNA of Pyrenophora tritici-repentis Pt-1C-BFP, 1113 nucleotides long. RefSeq names its product zf-H2C2-2 domain containing protein. Gene Ontology annotation, biological process: regulation of transcription by RNA polymerase II. Gene Ontology annotation, molecular function: DNA-binding transcription factor activity, RNA polymerase II-specific; RNA polymerase II cis-regulatory region sequence-specific DNA binding. The record is from RefSeq and is a predicted model, not a curated record. NCBI's taxonomy places the organism in Eukaryota, Fungi, Ascomycota, Dothideomycetes, Pleosporales, Pleosporaceae.
AUGAGGGAACAAGUACGAGCUCAGUCAUAUACCUCAAGCCCAUACCCAUAUGUGCCAGAGUAUGCUGGAGUUCAAGAUGUGUCACGGGGAAACCCUCACCACUCCAUGAUAUCAAGUGCUCCAGUCGAUGCUUUUGACCCUUGGGUACUUGAGGGACCUCCCUGUGGCAGCCCUCUAUCAACAGCCUCUUCAAUUGGACACUCCGAGUGUGUUCCUACACCUCCUUAUGAUGGCGUUGCUAUGUACGAACCAUACUUUCAUGAUAUCCCCGAUCCCUCAGUUGGCCAUACUCCCUGGAAGAGCGAACCAGAGCAACUCUGGCGACCCAACUACACCGAACCAACUGCGUGGUGCUCACAGAGUUAUGUGCUGUCAUACCAUGCAAACCCCACUCAGAAUCAGCUACCUGUUCAACCAAUGCAUAGCUAUAUGCCACUACCGCGCAAUUCGGCAUACGAUUCGUAUGUAGUACAUACAGACGGUUUCGUAGCUCCAUACGAACCUCUCACAACUGCAAGAGCAGAUUCUAUGCCAUUCAGGUUCAGGAGCACAAAUAUCAAAUCCGAGUCGACCAGCAACCGAGAGAACGACAGCCAAAGCGACUCUGACUCUGACGAUUCCGACAACGACGACUCAGCCUCCCAGAAGUCCUCGGCCUCAACGAAAAAGGAUACCCGUGCAGCUCGCAACGUCAUGAACUUGGGAAAAUGGGCAAACAACGUCAUCGACUUGUACAACAAUACCGCACAACAACGUCUGUAUGAGUGCCCCAUGCACGUCUCCGGAAGCCAGUCAAAAGCCGUGCCAUGUCAGAGAAGCUUUGUACGGCCCGAACAUUUACGACGACACGUCAAGACGGUGCAUAGUAAAGAGAGGUUGUACAUGUGCAAGGUACCUGAUUGUCACAGGCCCUUCUCAAGGGGAGAUAACCUUCGCGAGCACUACUGGACACAUGUUGAGCGCGGUGGCAGGGGCGGCAAGAACAGGAAGAUGGGCUUUCCCGAGUUGAAGGCGAUCCUGGGCCCUAAAGAGAAGCAGCUGGCCAAGAGGCUUAAGCGCAAGCUUGACGUGGAGACGGAGAAGAUCCUGAUGGGUACGAGGUCGAAGCUUUGA